Cylindrotheca closterium is the source of this 429-nucleotide messenger RNA. The record is from the annotation of a GenBank genome assembly. NCBI's taxonomy places the organism in Eukaryota, Bacillariophyta, Bacillariophyceae, Bacillariales, Bacillariaceae.
AUGUUCCGCGUUCUUCUUGCCACUCUUGCCCUUGCUCUUGUCAGCCAAUCGUAUGCCUUUGCUCCUACUGCUACUACAAAUGGACGCAUGGGAACGGAUCUUGCCGCCAGAGGAAAGUACGCCGAAAUCCGCAAGACCAUUGAAAAGCUUGACAAGGAUAACUUCUCGGCUACCCUUACCGAGGUCGAACCAUUCUUGACCAAGGAGGCCGGAAUUACCUUCUACAACAAGUCUCUCCGAAGAAUUAACACUGCCGCUGGAGCUUUGGGUGUUUCUGUUCCUGAAGGUUAUGCUGUGGAAGCCAAGUGCACAGCCAAGAGAAGAGAGAAGCAAGCUGCUUACGCCGCAGAACAAGCUGCUGCUGAAGCCGAACCAGCUGCCGAGGAAGAUGCCCCAGCUGAAGGAGAAGAAGCUCCAGCUGAAGAGUAA